Messenger RNA from Marmota flaviventris (yellow-bellied marmot), 554 nucleotides. RefSeq names its product small nuclear ribonucleoprotein polypeptide E (gene Snrpe). Gene Ontology annotation, biological process: mRNA splicing, via spliceosome. The record is from RefSeq and is a predicted model, not a curated record. NCBI's taxonomy places the organism in Eukaryota, Metazoa, Chordata, Mammalia, Rodentia, Sciuridae. Gene Ontology annotation, cellular component: spliceosomal complex. Gene Ontology annotation, molecular function: RNA binding.
ACUUCCACUUCCGGUUCUCAAUUCCGGAAGUUGCUCUCUGAGGUAACGUGCUGGUUCGUGUGGUCUUUUGUGAGAUUCCACCAUGGCGUACCGUGGCCAGGGCCAGAAGGUCCAGAAGGUGAUGGUGCAGCCCAUCAACCUCAUCUUCAGAUACUUGCAAAACAGAUCCCGGAUUCAGGUGUGGCUCUAUGAGCAAGUGAAUAUGCGGAUAGAGGGCUGUAUUAUUGGUUUUGAUGAAUACAUGAACCUUGUAUUAGAUGAUGCAGAAGAGAUUCAUUCUAAAACAAAGUCAAGAAAACAGCUGGGUCGGAUCAUGCUAAAAGGAGAUAAUAUUACUCUGCUACAAAGUGUCUCCAACUAGAAAUGAUCAAUGAAGUGAGAAAUUACAGAGAAAGCAACAAUUUUUUUUUUUUUUUAAUUUAGCUGCCCUUUGCCUGGAAUAUAGUUCUAAAGCAUUAGUUCACAUUGUUUUGAUGACCUAUGUUAUUACCAGAUGAAAAUAAAUGCUGUGGAACUCUUUUUAUUAAAAAAAAAUUACAUUUGUUUCUUCUUAA